AUGAGAGCUUGUCUUUCAGCGAAAGCCUUUUCCGUUAAUGAAGCCGGGGACUGGUAUUUGAUCAGAAUGUCGCGGUCUAAUGUGUUUGCAGAAUGGGCGGAACUGCUUCGGAAUCAGCCAAAAGUUAAUUUUCCCUCGCGCGCAGUGCAAAAUAAGCGCUUUCUCAGCGCACAGGAAGUCACUUUCUAG
This is a messenger RNA of Plasmopara halstedii, 189 nucleotides long. RefSeq lists its product as uncharacterized. Lineage: Eukaryota; Oomycota; Peronosporomycetes; Peronosporales; Peronosporaceae. Bases 1 to 189 code for a protein of 62 amino acids. The record is from RefSeq and is a predicted model, not a curated record. The transcript has 2 exons.